Molecule: messenger RNA, 1292 nt
Organism: Tigriopus californicus
Lineage: Eukaryota; Metazoa; Arthropoda; Copepoda; Harpacticoida; Harpacticidae
Product: mitochondrial amidoxime-reducing component 1-like
Exons: 4
Coding region: 82-1104 (340 amino acids)
Molecular function (GO): pyridoxal phosphate binding; molybdenum ion binding; catalytic activity
Source: RefSeq, a predicted model, not a curated record
GAUUUGGGAAGGGGAAAAAAACCUGUUUGUCUCUCUUUUUGGGUCACUUCGAGUUCUACGUUUUACAACCCAUUCCAAAAAAUGGGUUUUUCAGAGGUCGUGCAGAAUCCCCGAUUGAUCUUGGGAGCUACGGGAACCAUUGUGGGCGUGGCCUGUUUGGCGAAAUGGGCCAGCUCGCCUCGAUGGGUUCGUGUGGGAACGGUGGAUCGCCUCUUCGUGUUCCCACUCAAGAGUGGCAAAGCCAAGGAAGUGAACACGGUCGAAUUCGCCAAACUCGGUCCCAAAUCGGCCAUGUUCAGGGACCGAUCGUUUUGUUUGGUCAAAGAAAAUAAUGACUACGGAUCCGUGAAGGAGUUUCCACGGGUCGCCUUGGUGGAAAUCGUUUAUGAAGACGGACAUUUAUGGCUGAGAGCGCCUGAUCGCGAGGAUUUGAGGAUUGAGCAUGAGGAUCUUGAGUAUUCCAAGGAAAAAGAGGUGGCCGUGAAAAUCUUGGACGUAAGGGUCAGAACGAUCUUUUUGGGUCGGAAGUACGAUGAGUACAUUUCGGAAUUUGUCGCGGGCGAUCCAAACCGCGUGAAAUUGGCCUACCAUUUCUCUGAGAGUGCCCAAAGGCCCGUGCGUCCCAAACAUCGCAAAUUGUGGCCGCAAACCAUGCGGGAUUCCGAUGUGCCGGCUUUGAACUACACCAGCUCCGUGACCAUUUUAACCAACGCCUCCAUGAAGGACCUUCAACACCGAUUGGACGUGCCCAUAACUGCCAAGUGGCUUCGCUCCAACGUUAUGAUCAGAACCGAUAGCGGACUUCCCUUUGAGGAGGACAAAUGGAUCGGUAAAAUGAGAUUGGGCAAGACUGCUGUUCUGAGUUACAACAAACCUUGUAAUCGUUGUCCGGCCAUCACUGUGGACCCCGAGACGGCUAUCCAGGAUCCAAACUUGGAACCCCUGGCAACUUUGAGGACUUAUCGUCUCUUGGACCCGACCACCAGUGAGCUCGAUGCUCAACGAAGAAAAGUCCUCGGGGAAUCGCCUCUGUUUGCGGUGAACUUCUCCGUGUAUCAAGAGGGAUGGGUUAACAUUGGCGACGAAGUCUGGGUCGAAAUGUGAGAAGUAGACUGCAUUCGUGAAGUUCCAUAUUGUGUGAGCACUCUGCAAUGUCGAUUCCGUAGAAUCGAUAAUUCAGUCGCAGCUGAGCUAGAAGCAUUUCUAGAGUAUGACUAUUUAAGGUUAAAGCGCAAAAGUUCCUGACAGAUAGUAUCAUAUUCUCGAGCGUGAAAUACAUGUAUAUUGAUUGA